AUGGAAUUUCUCACCCGACACGACGGGUCGACCAGCCAAGCUAACGAUGAACUUGGGGAAGAAUCCACCGCCCGUGGGGAAACCGCAGACAUUUUACGGGGUCGACUGGGGUACACAGGGGGGCUGGCCGCGUGGGAAGUUGAGAACUCCUCCAUUCCGGCUCUUGGCAGUGUCUCUUUUGACUUUUGCAUAUAUCUUCAAGGUGUCCUUCGACUCAACUCUAAUGGCAUCGAAAACCAACAGCCUUCCAGUACAAUCUCAGUGCAGCCCGACCACAACAAAAUCAAGAUGGGCUUCCUCAAGUCAAAGCCAGCCAAGAAGACGGCUGCACAGGCCGUCGGGUCUGACUUGCUCGCACUCAAGGUCCUGCCCGAAAACCCUGCACCAUGGUAUCGUACCAAGCACUUGCUUCUGCUGAACCUAACUCUACUGGUUCCCAUGCUGUCGUCGGCUUCGGUCGGCUUCGAUGGUGCCAUGAUGAACGGUUUGCAGACCAUCAAGCAAUGGCGCGGUUACUUUGGUAGCCCUAGCCCAUCCGUGCUCGGAACGAUGAACGCUGUGUAUCCCAUCGGCAAGAUCAUGGGCCUUAUUCCGACUACAUACCUGGCGGAUAAGUACGGCAGAAAAGUGCCCAUGUGGAUUGGGUUCUUCCUUCUCCUCGUCGGAGCUGCCCUCCAGGGCGCAAGUACUAGUCUGCCCAUGUUCAUCGUCUCACGAUGGCUUCUCGGUGCUGCUACUGCCUUCAUUGCGCAGCCGGCACCUAUUCUCGUGACCGAGCUUGCCUACCCGACCCAGCGAGGCAAGAUCUCGAGUCUCUAUAAUACCUUCUUCUUCUUCGGAGCAAUCUUAGCGGCUUGGUCAACCUAUGGCACAUUCCGACUGACCUCAACUUGGAGUUGGAGGAUUCCGUCUAUCUUGCAGGGAGCUCUUCCUGCGAUCCAGUUCGCUUUCUUCUACUUCGUGCCUGAGUCUCCCAGAUGGCUCAUUGCCCAUGGUAAAACCGAACAAGCCCGAGAAAUUCUCACCCGCUACCACGCCGGCGGCGAUGCGUCUUCGCCUCUCGUUGACUACGAGGUCAAGGAGAUCGAGGAAAACGUCCGUCUCGAGACCGAGGCGUUGCGCGAGUCUUCGUACCUCGAUCUCGUCAAGACGGCACCCAACCGUCGCCGUACGCUCAUUGCUGUCAUCACCGGUCUCGGAGCCCAGUGGUCUGGUUCUGGAGUUAUCUCUUACUACCUCACGCUGGUUCUCAACACCGUCGGAAUCACCGAGACUAAGGAUCAGGCCCUCAUCAACGGCCUGCUUCAGGUGUUCAACUGGUUCGCGGCCGUGUUUGCUGGCGCCAUGAUGGUUGACCGGAUUGGUCGCCGCAAGCUCUUCCUCAUUUCGACUGCUGGUAUGCUCGGAUGCUACAUCAUCUGGACCAUCCUCACCAGCGUCUUCACCAACACCAAGGACGAGCGAGCUGGCUACGCCGUGGUGGCUUUUAUUUUCAUCUACUACUUCUUCUACGAUAUCGCCUGGUCGCCCCUCUUGCUCUCAUACCCGGUCGAGAUCUUCCAGUACACUCUGCGUGGAAGGGGGUUGACAAUGUCCCUGGGAUCGACUUUCGUAGGUCUCAUUAUCGGACAGUUCUGUAACCCCAUUGGAAUGGCCAACUUGGGCUGGAAGUACUACAUCGUCUUUUGCGUCAUUUUGGCUCUUCUGUUGCUCUUGAUCUGGCUUCUCUUCCCUGAGACCAAGGGCCGUUCGCUUGAGCAGAUUGCCGAGGUGUUUGACGGCAAGAACCAUGCCUUUGGCAGCAGUGGCGUUAGGAGCGACAAGGUUGAUGACGAAUUUGUUGAAGUUGAGAAUACUUCGACGUCAGCCGCGCAAUGCCACGUUCACCUACCGGCGCUUCUGCUUAGCGUCCCAUUGUCUCGGGAUGUAUCCCAGCUGGCCGGAAAGCCAAUCGCGCGUUCCGGCCGGGUUUCCAUUGCACAUAGAAGAGUGACUGAAGUCUUGUCAAGCCCCGACUGCCCAAUAUUCCUUCUCAGCGCCGCCAGAAGUAUGUCGUCCUCUUUUCGGGGUUCUUGCCUAUGCGGCGGGAUUGAGAUCCAGACUUCGUCGACACCACUCGCUGUCCUCUCCUGUUUUUGCAUUCAUUGUAGCAAGGGUGCCGGUGGGUCGCACCAAAUAAUUGCAAAGUUUGAGACUCAAUUCGUCCGAGUCCUCUCAGGGAGCGAUCUCAUCUCCAACUUCACGUUGGCCGACACAUCCAGUGGUUCUCCAAAAGAAAAGUCGUUCUGUCGCACUUGUGGAACCCCGCUGUGGACGACCCCCUCAUCCGCAAAGGGGCGAUACAUACUCAUCCGGACGAGCCUGUUGGAGGGCGGCACCGAACUGCGACCUGAUUCGGAGAUUUUUGUCAAGUUUCGGCCGCCUUGGCAGCAAGUGGUCGACGGAGCUGUAUGGAGGAGUUCUUCAGGUGGCCUCGGAACUCGGUGUGAUCCCCAGACUUUCAACCUUUCUCCAUCCAAACAUUUCAUCCCGAACUCUGCACAUUCUCCGCAAUCUUUGUCUAUCUUACUCGACCGAAGUCAAUCCGAGAUCCAUGAUCUGAAUCUAGAUUUCCCAGGCCAUUGCGGCUUCCGAGAUAAGUCGCCCGUCAUUCCGAGCUUUGUCUCGUCUGGGAAGAGACUCCAGUCUCCGGCGGAAGAGCCCAUCUACCCCCACGCUUUGCGCCCUCAUGUCGGAGGAGGAAAGUCAAGUGUGAUGGAGCACGCCCAGAACAUCUGCUUUGCCUUGAUUCAUGAGCUGCCCGCGCAACGCGUGCCGUGCGGCAACUGCUGGAAGAGGACCGAUUUGAGAACCGGCUGCACCUAUACCUCCGAGACCGAGAAGUCGUUCUCAGGUAGUAGUAAACUUGCAGAUGCAAGUCCAGGCAAUCCCGAAAGGGCAAUGCCCAAGAUCGUCCACACGCCCGAGGCCAACUUUGCGCAACCCCUGAUGCCUCCCAUCUCUCGCCCGGCUCCGAGUGCGACGCCCAAGUCGACCACCUCCUCGGGUCCAGACCUCACAAGGCGAGGUCGAGUUGAACGGCACCCCAUCACUCCUUCCGAUGCUAGCCCUUCAGUUGUUGAUUCCAUGACCACGGUCCGCGAGGAUGGCAUGGUGACUGGCGAGUACUUUGGCAGUAGUAGUGCUGGGUCUUUCACGAACCAGAUCAAAGCUGCCAUUGAUGCGAGGCUGGGCUCCUCGACAGAGAAUAGGAGUGUGAGAAGCUCUCUUUUCCGUUCGACACUUCCUCUCAAUGGCUCUGGUGCGGGAGGACAAGCCGAUUAUGUCCUGCCAGCCCGUAAGCAAGCUGAUCACUUGACCGAUCUCUACUGGUACUACGUUGAUCCGUUGUAUCCCUUCCUGGACCGACAGAGAUUCGAGCAUUCUUAUCGAGCGCUGUUUGCUGGUACCUCCCUCGAUGCCGAUGAACGAAUCUUUGUGAGCAUCCUCAACAUCAUAUUCGCACUUUCCACGCAGUUGAUCGAGUCACUGCCUCCGGAUCAGAGGGAUUCCUCCAGCCAGGAAUACUUCACUCGCGCACAGAACUUACUACAGCUGAGCCUUUGGGACACUGGCUCCAUCGAGCUGAUUCAGUGUCUGUUGAUUAUGAGCCAGUAUCUCCAAAGUACAAAUAAUCCUCACCAGACGUGGAUGAUUGUCGGGUCUGCCGUGAGAAUCGCUCAGGGCCUUGGCCUACAUUUGCCAGAGACGGCAUCAGAGCUCUCGAAUGAGCCCGAAAGAGAUCUCUUUCUUUCUGACACCACACUUUAUGCGCAUGGCACCUCUGACUUGUUGACUAGAAUGAUUGCCAUCACACAUGGACGCCCGGCGAUGAUCUCAGAUCAAUUAGCGUCAAGUGUGGUACUACCUUCGAUCCCGGAUACCAACGUCACCAGCGUCGACGAAGUACAGCUAGGUGCCGUUCAGCUUCACAAGCUUCGGUAUCAGGCCUUUUUCCAUAAGUCGCUCGAGCUCUACGAGGUUAUCAAUCACGCAGUCCUCGCGUUUUACUCGUCAACAUCGCCGCUUAAGUCGCCUACCUACCCCAACGGCACUGGAAGCAAGACUCAGCGCUCCUUGGAUAGAACAGAGCUAGAUCUUGGGAAAGCUCUACAGCUUGAUCAGCGCUUGACGAAAUGGGAGAAGAGCUUGCCCAGCUUCUUGACUAUGGCCGAGCCUGAGACUACUCUGGAUGAGGUCUUCCGCAGGCAGGCGGUAAUCCUGCGUAUCAGGCUCCUUCAUGCACGCAUGCUGCUCCUCAGGCCUAUGCUCACUCGAUUCUGCCUUUCUCAGUGCCCGGAAACCUCCCAGGUCCAUGAUGACCUCUCAUCUCGCGUCGUUCAGCAGUGCGCCAUGGUCUGCGUAGAAGCCGCGCAAAGUCUCAUCUCCUUCAUCGUGCAAUUCCAACAACACGAUGGCACUCUCGGCCUACUCCCAGCCUGGUGGUACCGUGUCUUCUAUAUCUACACAGCCGCAACUGUGCUUAUAGCAGCAAGACUACGACCCGCGGUCUUUUCUUCGCUCGACAUCUCUCGCUCGUGGAAUCAAGCGAUGGCUCUGCUCCAUGACCACGAGAACCUAGGGCCUUCUCCGCGGAGAUGUGCCGCGGCGCUUCAGAUCCUCUCAACCAAGAUGUUCCAGGAUCAGCAACCUCAAUCAGCUGCUCUCCCAAGCUCGGAUACCAGUGCAGCGGUGCCCAAUAUCACCAAUGAGCAACAGGAGACCUUUGAUAUGCCUUUCCCUUACUUGGCGCAGGAUGCAGCAUUCGACAUGGACGCAAUCACGUUCGACAUCAAUGACUUCUCUUGGCUUAAUAGUAUGCCUGGAAGUUUAUAA
Colletotrichum lupini is the source of this 4875-nucleotide messenger RNA. Its product is annotated as fungal specific transcription factor. The record is from RefSeq and is a predicted model, not a curated record. Gene Ontology annotation, cellular component: membrane. The coding region runs from base 1 to 4875 and encodes 1624 amino acids. The transcript has 15 exons. NCBI's taxonomy places the organism in Eukaryota, Fungi, Ascomycota, Sordariomycetes, Glomerellales, Glomerellaceae. Gene Ontology annotation, molecular function: carbon-sulfur lyase activity; zinc ion binding; DNA binding. Gene Ontology annotation, biological process: transmembrane transport; DNA-templated transcription; carbohydrate transport.